Messenger RNA from Drosophila takahashii, 657 nucleotides. RefSeq lists its product as uncharacterized. NCBI's taxonomy places the organism in Eukaryota, Metazoa, Arthropoda, Insecta, Diptera, Drosophilidae. The record is from RefSeq and is a predicted model, not a curated record.
AUGUUCAGGGUAAUUCAACUUUACAUCCUCAUCCUGGUCUGUUGCUUUGCAUUGAUGAGGACACAGCACCAGCAGCAGAUGGGAAAUCAGUUCCAGCCUUCAUGGCUCUACUCGAUGCCCUGGCGUCCAUUGAUCCUGCCCACAGCUAAUCCUUUGCCUCCAAUGGCGGGGAUUGCCCAACUGAGUCCUGGUUACACGGGUCCACAGACGUUUCCUCCAGUUCCACAGGAUCAACAGCAAUUUAACAUCCCACAGCAGCAGCUUCGGGCACUAGCUCUACAGCAAUAUCCACAGCCAUAUAAGCCCGUACUGGUGGGUCUAUUCACUCCUCAGCUGCAGCCUCUUCCCCUGGCAGCUCCUCCACCGGCUGGACAUUUUGGUCUGCCCUUCAGGUCAUCACCUUUCGCCGGUUACACGGAUGACGAGAAUAGUGAUACGGUGCAGGAGCAGGAACACCAUGUCCAACGACAGCAGCAGCAACUGGAGGAACCUCCAUUCCAUGCCCAUCCCCAUAAUAAGCCAAUAGCUGAGCGGUCGGAUAAGUCAAGGAGUGCCGGAGGAUUUGGGGGAGAGAAGGUUGAAGGUGCAGGAGGAGGUGUCCCACUAAGCUAUGUCUAUUUAUCCCCUAGUAAUGUUUAUAAUCUCGUAAGAACUUAG